Chelmon rostratus (copperband butterflyfish) is the source of this 2668-nucleotide messenger RNA. It is a transcript of the gene fastkd3, whose product is annotated as FAST kinase domains 3. Gene Ontology annotation, biological process: mitochondrial RNA processing; regulation of mitochondrial mRNA stability. The transcript has 7 exons. Gene Ontology annotation, molecular function: RNA binding. The record is from RefSeq and is a predicted model, not a curated record. Bases 506 to 2506 code for a protein of 666 amino acids. Gene Ontology annotation, cellular component: mitochondrial matrix; ribonucleoprotein granule. NCBI's taxonomy places the organism in Eukaryota, Metazoa, Chordata, Actinopteri, Chaetodontiformes, Chaetodontidae.
GUCUGACAACACAUAUCCGAAGUUCCUCGGAAGUCGAGAGGUGAUUAAGAAUACGUGGUAUGGUGAUGUGGUAUGGUGAUGUGGUGGUCGUGUGAAAUUUUCUGUGAUAUCCUAAUUUAUCGGAAUGGAGAAUUUGAUUUGCGAGGAUCAUCGGAGCGGUCUAGGCAACGAUAAUGCUAACUUUACGUGUUUUUAAAGCCAAAGUAAACAAGAAUCAAACAACACCUCCCUGUACUGUAGGUCAACUCGUUCGUUUACCCUUGUGUAAGCAUUGCACAUUGUUUGAUUAUCCAGAAGUAUUUCUUUUACAUGGUCAAUUUUACUCCGAUCAAAAAACGAAAGGCGUGAGAAAUCGCCUUUCAACUUCCGAAGCGAAGACUUACGAGGUGCGUUGAAAGCCUCACAAACCCUACGGAGUCACGUUAGGAGCCGCAACAUUCGGUUCUUGGACCGUUUCCUGUUGUCUGGAAGUUCAGCUGGGUAUGAGGACUCCUGAUCCAGAGCCAUGUCUCUGAAGGUGAUCCAGAGAUUUCCGCUGCUCGGGCAGUUCGGGAUUCUGCGUUACCCUCCUGUUGGACCUGUCUGCCCCAGCAGGCUCUUCAGUGGAAGUCAGCAGUUACAUGUAACCUGCCUGUGUACCUCAGCCGGCGUCUGCAUUCGGAGCCAGGACUGCAGGAAGCUCCAGCCGGACUGCGGGAGAAGAAGCCUGACCACCAUCAUCCGAGAGCCGUGCUUCGUCGCCAGCAGCUCUGUCGGACUUCACAGAGAUUCGGGGCCCCAGCUCCGUCUGACCCAGCUGCACCGACCCACGGCUGCAGAGGAGCAAGUUUUCCAGGAGCGUCUGGGGAGCUGCUCCUCAUCUCGGCAGGUGUUCGCACUGCUGCGCUCAGUGGGGAUCAUAUCCGACACCAUGGCUGCAGCAGCACUUCACCGUGUGGCCGAUCUGGAGCAGGUGGGUAACUCUCUGAGGGAUCAUACAGUGCUGGAGAAGGACACCAUCAGAGCCCUGUGCUUCCAGCUGGAGCAGGACUCUAGGCGGCUGACGGAUGACGGGCUGGUGUCAGCUCUCUUGGCUUGCACACGCCUCUUUUUGGAUCCUUGGAGCACGCUGAUGGUGAGGCUGGUGUCUGAGAGCCAGGAGAGGUUAGACAGAGGACAGAUGAGUGUAGGGCAGCUGUGCACCCUGGGCCAUGCGAUGCUGGCUAUAGAGGGUCCUGGAUGCUUGAUGCUGGAGCAGGUGAUGGAGCAAAUCCAGAAGCAGGAGCCUGCCCAGUGGAGCCUAGCAGAUCUCGUUGCCGUUUAUAGAUUUCUGCAAGCUGGUGUGGUUCGAGAUGGAAAAUACAGGGACAUGCUGAAUGCCAUGCACACCCACGCUGUGACUGCUACCUCCCGCAUGGAUCCUGCAGCCGUCAGCGGGGUGCUCGGUGCUCUGAUGACCCUGAAUCAGACGCAGGCCAUGCCUCUUGUGAUCAGUCUGUGUAAGCAGGCUGUACGGCAUGUAUGUCACUUCACUGAUGAGGAGCUCACCGUUGUGCUGGGGGCCCUUAUACACUUUGGCCACAGUGACCAUUACUUUGUGGAGGCGAUGGAGAGGUAUGUGCCCACUAUGGCCUUCACCUCUCACCCAGAGACGGUUACCAAGGUGAUUCAGUUCUUUGGCCGGAGGAACAUCCUGUCCCCUACCGUAUGUGAUGCUGUUGCGGAGAGCUUCGUGUACCGAGCAGACGACUACAGCACCAGCCAGGUAGCCAGGCAGAUCAUGGCUCUGGGAAAGCUCGGCUACCUUCCCCCCAAUGCCGGUGAAGUGUUCAGGAAAGUAGAGGACAUCCUGCACUCACGCUUCUCACACUUCCAACCUCGAACGAUGCUCAACCUGCUUCACUCCUGCACCCUGGUCGAGAGGUUCCCUGUUAACUUUGUCUCCAAAGUUUUCAGCAGUUACUUCCUUGAGCAACUGCAAGAGCAUGGCACAGGGAUGGACUGGGUCAUUCUGGCACAGCUGACCCAGCUCUACAUGACUUUGAAGUUGGAGUGUCCUUUCUAUGAGGGCCCCAGACUCCUUCCCAAGUAUCGCGUCAAGUCUUUCCUCGUGCCCGGAUGCUCUCUGGAGACGCCGGUGGACAUACAUCUGUACAACUCUGUGAAAUCUGGACUGGUGGACUUUCUCGGGGCUCGUUCGUACUUUGGAUCCAAAGUUCUGACGCCAUACUGCUACACACUCGAUGUGGAGAUAAAACUUGAUGAGGAGGGAUACGUGCUGCCUGCCAGUCAUAAUGAUGAAGUGUACAAAAGGAUAGCUCUUUGUAUUGAUGGACAAAAAAGGUUCACUUCAAACAAAAGACAGCUACUAGGAAAAGAGGCCAUCAAGCAGCGACAUCUGAGGCUUCUGGGAUAUGAAGUUGUUCAGAUUCCUUUCUAUGAAUUUGAAAAACUGCAGAACAAGAGCAGGGUGGUGCAAUAUCUGCACCAGAAAAUCUUCCCUCACACUUACAGGAUGAGCUGGUGAUGAAGAUUAUGCUGUGGAUGUGCCAUCAGGGGUCUCUACUUUUGUUGAUACUUUCUGAAAGAAAUCAAUAUUUAUUUUUUUUAAUUGCAGUUGUCACCAAAUGAUUGUUAUUGACUAUGCACUUUUGCCAGCUUAACAUAACAAUAAAGUGACUUUUGUAUA